UUCUUCUCAUUUUUUGUAUCGUUGUUGCUGAUAUCAGUUAUAGUUUGAACACAGAAGGAAGGACAAUGGUUUAUUUAACGACGCUCUCAACACAUUUCAUUUACUGUUAUAUGGCGUCGGACUGAACACAGACGAAGCUUCUGCCGCUAUUACAUGGUUGUUUAGAUGCCUGUUUGUAACUGUCAGUAAGGCCGCUAAGCCAUGGACCAGACAUAUAAGCACGUAAAAAAUGAAAGUAUAACAAAAGGGCAACACUGGUGCAAGUUACUGGAGUACUAACGAUAAGCCAAACCAAGGACAGUGGAUGCAAAGAACAGUUUUAUUCCCAUUUUGGACCUGGAAGGUUUUCUCCUUCGUAUUGCAAUGGAACUGACAGAUGUAACACCAUUCUUUAACACGACAGUUUCACCACUUCCAACAAACGACAACACAACAGAACGCUUUAUAAAUAUUCCUGCAGCAGUUUAUGGAUCUAUUUUGUCAGUUAUUGGUACCACAGGAAAUACAGCAGUUCUUUAUGUGUAUAUCUUUAAAUUCAAGCCGAACCCAUUCAACAUUUUCAUAACUUUUCUAGCAGCAUGCGACAUUCUGAGCUGUGCCGUCCUAAUGCCACUAGAUGUCGUAAAUGUUCUUCUUCCAGUGAGCUUCUCGGGAUGCAGCCCCUUGGUGUUUAUAGCUACAGCCACUGCACUAGCUACUAGUUUCAUUCUUGUGGCUAUCGCUGCUCUCAGAUACAAGGGCAUCUGUAAGCCAUUGGAGCCAAAUAUUUCGGUCGUCCAAGCAAAGCGUAUAUGUCUCAUAUGUUCGACAAUCGCGGUAAGCAUAUCUUGGCCGGCUGCUGUCAUGGUAACCAAGAUACCAGACGAACUGGAGGCAGGAACGUUUGUCAUGAAUUGUGCUACUGAACGUCGUUUCCAGGACACUGUCUACCCUUUGCUGUUUUAUGGGUUUAUGUUUCUUUUAUUUGUCUCUGUUUUCGUAACGCUGGUCGCACUGUACGGAGUCAUAGGCAGACGACUCCAUUUGAGGAUGAAAUAUGGUCCCUCACAAGAUUAUGGAACUAAUGGACAAAAUCUUUAUAUUUGCCAAGAAGGUUCGCAGAAUGCUUCCAAAAACGCCACUGACAAAGGAGAAACCCAAAACGUCCGUACUACGUCGUGUUCUUCAAAGCCAGGUGUAGAGAGUUAUGUUAUGAAAGAGAAAUACGAAGUAAAUUCUCAAAACAAUCUGGCGUUUUCUGUAGAAUCAGAGAUGCACUGUGAACCUCGAGGGAAAAUGGUCGAACCUGGCCACGGAAGUGGCAGUGACAGCAGCAGUAGCAGCACCGUGUUAAACCACAGCAGUUCGAACCUCGUACCAAUCAAGAAUAAACCAAGACGAUCUUCCAUCAGCAAAACGACAUUUAAAGUUCUUUUUAUCGUGACGAUCACGUUUCUCGUUAGCUAUUUACCACACCUGAGUUUGAUGCUUUACGAAUCGGUCGGUUCGGAUUUGGAUGUCACUGCUCUUGGGGAAAGUUUUGUUGGCAUUUUUAUUAGAUCCUAUUUGAUAAGCUGUGUAGCCAAUCCAAUCAUAUAUGGAUGUUGCAACAGAAAAUUCCGCCAUGAAACAAACGAAAUAUUACAAAAAGUAAGAAAAGGAUGUGCGUAUGGUUUCAAGUAAAGGUCAACUUGGUAACUGCAAUCAGCACGUUACAUGAGAUGCGCGGUGGAAACAAUUACUGGUUUUGCUGCUGAAUACGGUGAUUUAAUUUGUAAAUCUGAGCGUACGAGAUGUGUGGUGGAUAUUCGAGCAAAAUUAGCUGGCCUGAAACAUUUUCACCAAGUAUUUCCAUCAUUCAUUACCCACAAUAUUAGUUGUAACCCAUGUAAAGAUGCAUAGUGAUUCGUUUGGAACCCUAUAUGGCAGUUUGGCAGUAAUGUUAAACUUAAUAGAAACUCAGGAUAGGGUCUACCACAUUCUGUUAUCCAGAUUCGGGCAUUGUCGUUUAAUUCAGGACAAAAAUCACCCUGCCUACCUUGGGAGCCCGUACACCUAUAAACGACAAAACAAUUAAUAUUUUCAAAAUCGUAUCUCCUGAGUCGAAAGGACGUUUUGGCAAUAUAACGACUGCUCUGUUUUUGUCAGGUGGUUCGCCAUCAGGAGGAUUUCCACUUUUCAGAAUGGUACAUCCUUAUUUCGUUUGUAGGAGAAUUGCCACACCUAGACUGGCCAGAUAAAUGUGUACAAGACAGAGUUUGUUGGAAAUGUAUCAAAUAUGUUAACACACACUUGGUGGAUCUGUGUCUAAACAGUGAAAAUAUUAGGUGUAAAGUGAUAGCAGCUACAAGAAAAAUUAUACAGGUGUAAGUUUUACACUGCAUGCUUGACUUAACAUUUACAGGCCCGUUAGAACGGUAUCGUAAGUGAGAAGAGGUGGGGGUGGGGGGUGGGGGGGGUGGGGGGUACAUGCCGUAGAACAUGCUGUAAUGAGCUUGUGAGCACAAGUUUAUUUCCAAGUUACAUAAUAUAUAUUAUAUACAUGAAUAGAAAAUCCUGUGUUGCUGGCACCUCUCCUUUAAAGUAGCAAGGGGGCUUGAGAUAAUAUAUUUUAAAAAGAAAAAGUCAGAAGCCUCCUUUAAAAGUCAUAUAUCCCUCUUUAAUUCAAAUGUUCGCCUGUUCAGGCUUCAUCAAGGAAAUUUUAAAACUAAGCUAAAAGAAGUCAAACCAUACUGCAUGAAAACAUGUUUUUUGUAGCCUAGUUUAAUAUGGCCCAUAGGAACGGUCUUUAAGGGAGGGACACAACCUACUUAGGGUGGGGAGGGCAUGCUUCCCCGUUAUAUUUCUAUCUUUAAACGAUUACUUUAUUUAGAUGUCCCCUGAUCACAUUCACCCCAUCCCGAGUUUAUAUUGGCCUGCCUAGCUUACGACUGCUUUUAACAUUGUACAUAUUUCAAAAGAUAUAAUCAGUACAUGCAACCGAAAGGAAUUUACAGCGAACAGCAAUAUCAUAAAACCAGUGUUAUCUCCAAAUAAGCGGACGCAGUUAUUUUAAUUGUAUGUUUAUUUAGGUCAGAAAGGAUAUGUUAUCCUAUAUACUUGAGCUAUAGAGUCGCAAAUGAACUGUUUUAAAGGUGCAGUGUCACAGUUAGAAGUGUCAUUUUUCGCUAGUUUUAUACUUUUAUGUGUGAUCAAUAACUACAAACUAACCGAUCACAUGAAUGCGGUUUACAUAAUUUAAAUAACUCGGGAAUAUCGAAGUUGUAAUGAGCUUGAGCGUGGUUUAAACAGCUCUGGUUGCGUUCAGUACGACCAGAUACCUAUAUCUUACAACAUUCAAACAGGUCUUAUGAAAUUGGCGAAUCCACAAUAUAUAUAGCACGUUGACAGUCGGCAGCUACAUAGGGUCGACAGAUGAGUUCGCAUCAGUUGAACACGCCCAGUUUUGGUCCUCUAAAGAUUUCCAAAUAAGUUUUUCUUAGUAGUAAAUUAAAUUAUUUGGUUAUAGUUUUUAUAGACCUAUAGUUCAAAAUAAAAUGUUUAUUUGAAAGCAAAUAAAAAAAUUAAAAAAUAAUAUAUUUUUUUAUAAGCCGCCAAUUCGCAACUUUGGUAUAAGGCUUAAUUU
This is a messenger RNA of Gigantopelta aegis, 3604 nucleotides long. Its product is annotated as probable G-protein coupled receptor No9. Gene Ontology annotation, biological process: neuropeptide signaling pathway. The coding region runs from base 364 to 1662 and encodes 432 amino acids. The record is from RefSeq and is a predicted model, not a curated record. The transcript is spliced from 2 exons. NCBI's taxonomy places the organism in Eukaryota, Metazoa, Mollusca, Gastropoda, Neomphalida, Peltospiridae. Gene Ontology annotation, cellular component: membrane. Gene Ontology annotation, molecular function: neuropeptide receptor activity.